Messenger RNA from Neoarthrinium moseri, 14703 nucleotides. RefSeq lists its product as uncharacterized. The coding region runs from base 1 to 14703 and encodes 4900 amino acids. The record is from RefSeq and is a predicted model, not a curated record. Gene Ontology annotation, molecular function: phosphopantetheine binding; catalytic activity. Gene Ontology annotation, biological process: secondary metabolite biosynthetic process; amino acid activation for nonribosomal peptide biosynthetic process. Gene Ontology annotation, cellular component: cytoplasm. The transcript is spliced from 6 exons. Lineage: Eukaryota; Fungi; Ascomycota; Sordariomycetes; Amphisphaeriales; Apiosporaceae.
AUGGGACAACUGUCACAGGCGGAGGGACUCUCCAUUAUCAACCCGAACCCCAGGACGCUCCCUGGCCCAACGCUACUACAUGAACUCAUCUGUCGAUCGAGCGUCAAAAACGGCCCGGCUAUCGAUUAUGUCGACACCAAGGGAGAACGAGUUGCGUACUCGUACGAAGAAUUCGAGAUAUUAUCAGACCAACUUUCGCGACGCAUUUCCCGCGAACUGGCGACGCUCGAGACGAAAAUCCCUGGACGACGUCUCGUUAUUCCCCUUAUGAUACCUCAAAGCCCUCAACUCUACAUUGCCAUGGUUGCGAUCCUCAAAUCUGGAGCCGCAUUCUGCGCACUGAACCUUGACGCCCCAGUCGAGCGAAUCAAGUUUAUCCUUGGUGACAUCAGUGCCCACCUCGUCUUGGCCACGCCCGAACUGAAAGACAAAAUCUCAACUACGGAUCCAGGCUUAAGGAUACUGACCAUCGAUGAUGACCAUGCCACCGUGACGGUGAAAGUCAAGGAAAGCCCGUCAUCGAGCAACUUCCGGACGCCCCAUGGACAGGACCUGGCAUAUGUGAUGUAUACCUCUGGCUCCACAGGAACUCCCAAGGGCGUAGGGGUCUCUCAUCUUGCUGUAACUCAGAGUUUACUGGCACACGAUGCUCACAUUCCGGAAUUUUCACGCUUUCUUCAGUUCGCAGCCCCAACCUUCGAUGUCUCGGUGUUCGAGAUAUUCUUUCCCCUGUUUAGAGGCAGUACCUUAAUAUGUUGCAGCAGAGCCGAUUUGUUGGCUGACCUCCCUGGUGUCCUGGGGAAGAUGGAAGUAGAUGCCUGUGAAUUGACGCCGUCUGUUGCUGGUAGUCUACUCAGGACUAGAGAAAAUGCUCCCCAUUUGAGACUUCUCCUAACGAUAGGUGAGAUGUUGACUUUGCCGGUGGUAAGCGAAUUUGGCGGAAAGAAGGAGAUGCCAAGUAUCCUUUGGGGGAUGUACGGCCCAACGGAGGCGGCAAUUCACUGUACACUACAAACAGCAUUCGGAAAGGAAACAUCGCCAAGAUGUAUUGGUGUUCCAUUGGAAACCGUCUCUGCAUUUGUCAUCGGAAUCCAGGACGAUGAAGGAAAAGAGAAACAUUUCGAUUUGGUCCCUAUUGGUGAAAUAGGCGAGCUAGUUGUUGGUGGGCAUCAACUAGCGGACGGUUACCUGAACAGACCAGAUCAGACGGCGGCUGCUUUCAUUGAUACGGAAUACGGAAGAGUCUAUAAGACUGGAGAUAAGGCCAGAAUAACCGCAGAUGGAACCAUCGAAUGUUUCGGCCGAGUUGCUGAGGGCCAGAUCAAGCUGAACGGCCAGCGACUGGAGCUGGGAGAGAUUGAACAUGCCGUCCUACGCACUCCUGGUUGCCAUAGUGCCUUCGUAUGCGUUUUAACCAACGUCUUGAUCGCCUUUGCAGCGGUUGAGAAUGUUGACGGAAUGAAAGACCGGGUCGCGAAAACCUGCAAGGAUUGGCUACCAUCUUUCAUGGUACCCGCGGACUUCAUAAUCACGAAUUCGUUUCCAAGGUUACCAUCAGGGAAAAUCGACCGCGUCAGAUUAAAGCAAGACUACGUCAACCUCCAAUCUGAUAUGACGGAACCGCCCAUAGAAAACGUUGAUGAGACUGAGAAGGCGUUAUGUGAAGCUCUCCAUGACGUGCUGGCAGUAUCAAUACGCAAGUCUACCAGAUUACAUUCAGUCGGGCUUGACUCGCUCUCGGCCAUUCAAGUGGCGGCGCAGCUGAAGCAGAAAAACUUUUCAGUCAGCGCCUUGGAUGUUUUGGCAGCUGCUACGGUGUCUGAAUUGCUAGAUCGCAUCAAGUCCAGGGGAGCGAACAGAACGCAAGCGAUGCUGAGCAUCGAUCAGCCCCACGAAGCUGACCAGCCAAAUCUGUUCACUACUUUGCAGGGUAACCCGGCGCACGCUCUGAAGGCCGAUAGCAUCGAACGGUUCACGGAGCCUACAGCUCUUCAAUCCGCGAUGCUUGCAGAAACCCUGAAAGAUCAAAGACUAUAUGUGAACACUAUGGAGGUUCAGUUUGCGCAGACUAUUACGCACGAAGAAGUGAGGUCUUGGUUUUUCCAACUGGCCCAUCGAAACGAAAUCCUUCGCUCGGGCUUCAUUCAUCUGGGUACCGAUCUGGUUCAAGUCAUAUGGAAACAGCUUUCCACGUCGCAGAUUGUGACCGUCGAUGAAUUUUCCCAGGAAGCUUUCAUGAACAUUGAAUCAUUCCUCGAGCACCCUCUCCAGGUCGAAAUGAAGAGUGAUACACGGACCGCUCGAAUAACGAUUCAUCAUGCAGUGUAUGAUGGCUGGACAUUUGAUUUGAUCCUCGAUGAUUUAUCUUCUUUGGCACGAGGAGGUAAUCUUCCCCAAAGACCCCAAUUUUCCGAAAUCGCCUCGUCAGUUUCCAGAGCUACCAGCGACGUCGGCAAGGCUGCAUCCAACGAAUUUUGGGCAGAUUUUCUUCGAGGAUUCUCAGGAAGUCUGUUGCCAAACUUUAGGACAACAUCAGUACCGACCCCCCAAAUUCUCACUGCGUCUUUUACCCUGAGUAUACGCCCUCAAGUUGUGAGGACAUUAGCCCUUGAGUCAGGGGUGAGCCCUCAAGCGAUAUUUCAAGGAUGCAUCUCCUGGCUUUGGGCCGCCAUCAACGGCAUUGAGGAUGUCUCCACUGGCACUGUUUUCUCUGGGCGAACAUCACCCGUCUCGGGCAUCGAGCGAGUCAUGGGUCCGUGUCUGAGUACAUUUCCAAUCAGGGUGAAUCUUGCCGAAUCAAGCACUGUCCACGAUGUCGUUCACAGCAUCCAUACCACAAAUCGUCACGUCAUGAAUCUGGCUUCUCUUAGCCUUGCGGAGAUCAAACGAGCUGCCGGGAUGACACCUAACAGUAAGCUCUUCGACAUCUUACUGGUCUACCAAGAAACACUGUCCAGUCGACGGGCGAGGGCACGAGCCGUCAGCGAAGUAUCCCAUAAAGACAAUCUUGAGACCAAGCUACUACUUGAAAUCGAGCCACGCGGGGACAAUUUCAACUGCCAAUGGACAUGGCACUCUGAUGCUUACUCCGAAUGCCAAGUUAAGACGUUUGCAACACAUUUUGAAGCUCUAAGUCGGACUUUUGCUCAAAAUGUAACCUUGCCAAUAGCUUCUUUACGGCACGCAUUCGACAACCUCAAUCUAUCAUCAUAUACAUCAGGGCUAAGAUCGGUUGAAACGUGCUCCAGCCUUGCUGAAGCUGUUGAGAUAACAGCAGAACGGCAACCACAGGCAAUGGCCCUGUCUUUCGUUCAUUCAACAACAGCUGCUAAAGGUUGCGAGUCAAUAACGUACGAGCAACUGAACAAGACUUCCAACCAAAUAGCCCGAUACCUGAUGGCAUCCGGAGUUACUCCUGGCGGUAUUGUUGCGAUUAUCAUGGAAAAGUCACCCGCGCUAUACUGUGGGAUAUUGGGCAUUCUGAAAACUGGUUGCGCCUACCUACCACUUCUCCCAACAACACCCGCAAACAGAGUACGGCUGAUAUUCGAGCGGGCGCAGCCUCAGCUAUGCAUCACUGACCAUAAUAUACAAUGGAAAUCACUACCGCUGCCAUGCGGUAUCAUCAAUGUCAACGUCGACGAAUUGAAAUGCUUUGGUACUUCGAACGUUGAUGUUCCUCGGGACUCAAGUCAGACAGCCUAUGUCAUAUUUACGAGUGGCACAACAGGAGCACCCAAGGGAGUUGCUGUCACAAACAAGAAUAUGUUAAGUAACAUUGAAGUCUUGUCUCGUAUCUACCCAUACGACCAAAGAUCAAGAAUGCUUCAAGCCUGCUCACAGGCUUUUGAUGUCUCCGUUUUUGAGAUCUUCUUCGCCUGGAUAACUGGCAUGACUCUCUGCGGCGCUACGAAUGAUACACUCUUCAACAAUCUAGAAGGUUUCAUCCGGCAACACCGGAUUACGCACCUCAGCAUGACAGUCACCGUGGCAUCGUUGUUGGACCCGAGGAACGUACCACUCGUGACUUUCCUGGUCACUUCCGGCGAACCCAUGACCGACGAGGUGCUCAAUAGGUGGGCGUCGUUCCUUUACCAAGGAUAUGGUCCCUCUGAGACGACAAACAUUUGCACAGUGAGAAAAGUCUCUCCCGGCGAUUCGUCUCAGUAUUUAGGAUGGUCCUUCGAAAACACAUCGUCUUUCGUUCUUUACCCUAACUCAGAUUCCCUUGUGCCAAUAGGAUGUCUCGGCGAACUCUGUUUUGGAGGAGAUCAAGUCGCAUCUGGGUACUUGAAUAUGCCUGAACUGACAAGCUCCAAGUUCUUCGACCAUCCCAAGUUUGGGCGCAUAUACCGUUCCGGCGACCUCGGCCGUAUGCUACCGGAUAGGUCACUUAUAAUCCUGGGACGAUUGGACUCUCAAGUAAAGCUCAGAGGCCAACGUAUUGAGCUUCACGAGAUACAGUCGCUGGCUAUGGAGACAGGGGUGGCCAAGGCCUGCUCGUGUGUGGUGCUGAACCAUCAGAAUGCAAAGUCUCAACAACUUGUUCUAUUUUACGUUCCUGCCCAGGAGGGUAGUCAUACAUUCGAGUUCCUUCCCUUGGCCACGUCGAGGAAAGAUGAAAUGAGGAUUAUAGGUGAAAAGCUCGAGGAGUCCUUGCCAAGCUAUAUGAUCCCAUCACUUGUUUUCCCUAUUUCAUGCUUACCUAUGACCUCCUCAGGCAAAACGGAUGGCGAGCAACUGCGAUGCUCUACCUCAGCCCUAUCACAAGAGACACUUGACCAAUGCAGCCUGUUAACGCAACCUGAAGAUGCAUCGACGGAGUGGAGCGAUGCGGAAAAGAUGAUCGCAGAUGCCCUAGUUGCGGUACUCAGGGUAAGCAGAAGCUUGGUGGGCCGCUGGUCUUCAUUUACUACGCUCGGCUUGGAUUCGAUAUCGGCGAUGCCCCUAUCCAGGAAGCUUCAAGAAAAGUUCCACCGGCGCAUACCUUUGUCACAGAUUCUUCAGAAUCCUAGUGUCAGCCGCCUUGCUAGGUCUGUCGCCGAAUCUCAGACUCAAAGCAAUAAGAAGGGCCGUCAAUCGGAUCUGCUACCAGCCGAUUUGGCCGAGAUUCUGCAAGCACAGCUAGCUAAACAGGGAAAGAACGCUGAAACCCUGCUACCAUGUACACCCUUGCAGUCAGCUAUGCUUGCAUCCUCUAUGACGACUGGAGAUGGGCCAGCUUAUCGUAAUCAGAUGUUAUUCCGUCUUCACAUAGCCCCCGACGAUAUCAUGGCCCACUGGGAUCACAUGCGUCUCCGCCACGAGAUACUUCGGACCUGCUUCAUGUCUACAAAUCACAUUCUAUACCCAUUCGUACAAGCAGUACUUCCGAGACAGCCCUUCCGUUGGAGACGACUUUCAACUACAGAUUUGGAUGAAUGUGCUUUGCGCCAUUUGGAUUCCUUGCCUGGUGCCGUGAACACGCUAGAACCGCCUCUGGAUCUGGCUAUCAUCAGUACUUCUACUGGUGACAACUACAUCUCUUUUGUAUGUCAUCAUGCAUUAUACGACGGAAUGGCUGUGAGCAUCCUGCUAUCUGAAAUCGAGGAUCUCGCGGUAGGGCAGAAACUUCUCCCGGCUCCUUGUUUGAAACCAUUUCUUCAAGAAUCUCUUUCAACAUCAGACAACACCGAUGAAUUCUGGAUGGAGCAUCUAGAUGGAUUCCAGCUGAGUUGUAUACCCCAAGACGUUUCAAUUCACGCCAACGGUGCAAAUGGAUUCUCGUCUUCAACCCCUAACAGUUUCGAUCUUACCUUAUCCUCAAUUGAGACACGAUUGCGUGAAAUUGGGGUGUCUCUAUUGUCAUUAUGUCAGGCAGCGUGGGCGGAAACCCUGGCAACCGUCUCAGGAACACCUGACGUCUGUUUUGGGAAUGUCUACAACGGGAGAUCCAUCCCAGUGGAUGAUGUCGAAAGGCUGGUCGCUCCUUGUUUUAACACGAUCCCAAUCAGAAUCAGGAUAUCUGACGUCAACUCGAACCGGGAACUCAUGAGAAGAUGUCAAAGCCUCAGCGCAACUAUGUUACCAUUUCAGUUUACGCCACUGCGGAGGAUUCAGUCUCUGAUGCAUCAAUUGGGCGACACCAGUUUGUUUGAUACACUGCUCCUGUUGCAACCACCAGCGCAGUCAUUGAAUAAGGACAUCUGGAUUCUUGAGCAAGAUCAUGGCACCAUGGAUGUCCCUGUGGUCUGCGAAGCAAUUCCGUCGGCGGAAAACGAUAAGCUGACGAUCAACAUCCAUCGAAACCCUGAUUCCAUUUCUACCGCUAUGUGCAAUCUCCUCAGUGAGGUCUUUUCUCAUGCGUUACAAUUCUGUCUUCAAUAUCCGGCCUCGCAUGCUAGUCUUGAAUGGAUUUUGCCCAAUGGUUUGCACUCACAUAUCCAAGCUAUAAAUUCCCUCAAACCUCGCAGAUCAACCUCAGUAGGCGAAAACAAUGCCAGUCAAGAUGCUUUGAGCGAACCGUGGAGCGAGAAAGAAACACAAGUUCGUACCCUCAUCGGCACGCUAGCCGCUGUUCCUAUAAUCGGGAUCGGAAAACAUACUUCAAUUCACCGGCUUGGCUUGGACAGCAUCAGCGCGGUUCAACUUUCCAAUCUUCUGCGAGAAAGUGGAAUUAAUAUUACGCCGGCAGGGGUGCUGAUGAAUCCCACAUGCGCUGGCAUUGUAUCCUGUUCGACGAGCUUGGCUCCAGGUUUGCAUAAUCCCAGGCCCAGCUACGAUUUCGAAGCAUUCCACCAGGCUGUCACCGGACAACUGGACGAGUCGACGUUAUUGUCCGACCUGGAGCUUGUCCUACCUUGCACACCGACUCAGCAGGGUAUGAUCUCACAAUUCAUACUGUCAGAAGGGAAUAGCUAUUUCAACUUCGUAAGUUGGAGACUUGACUCCAACUUGGAUUGCCAGCGUUUGAAAGAUGCGUGGGUGCAACUUGCAGACCGCCAUCAGAUUCUCCGCACUGGCUUUGCGCCGGUUUCUCAUCCAGAUGCUGCAUUCAGUAUGAUGGUGUAUAGAAACCCACGAGCAUCUGCGCAGGUGAAGCAUCUCACCGUGGAGCAAGCAGAAGCUUUUGACGUCAAUACGUGGCAGACCAAAUGUACCGUGGAGGCAUUGUCUAAUUUGACUAAGCCACCCUGGGAAGUUGUCUUGCUAGAGAGUAGCGGAUCGAAGUCGAUGCACUUGGGAAUGCACCAUGCUUUGUAUGAUGCAUUCUCAUUGCAGAGGCUGCUUAUUGAGCUGUUCCAACUCUUCACAAAUGUAGAAGUUGGGUCCCCAGUUCCGAUGAAAACUGCAAUAUCAUCUAUCCUUGAACAUGUAUCAAGCCAAGACAAGGAAGCCAUCGAAUUCUGGAAAAACAUAUCGCCUGGUAUUGUCGUCAACUCCUUUCCGACCAUGACACCAUUACGCAUCUCCUCGCGGGAGAGAAACCGAGUAACCAGGAAGUCCGGUGCCUUACUUCAACAGCUACGAGAUAGUGCAAUGACAUUAGGUGUUACGGUCCAAGCUGCUCUUCAAGCUGCUUGGACAAGAGUCCUGUCGUCUUACCACGGGGAGCAUACUGUUACGUUUGGCAUAGUCCUAUCAGGGCGCUCCGCAAAUGACUUGGAACAGGCGCUAAUUCCCUGCAUCACAACCCUGCCCAUCGUGGCUCAAAACCACGCCACGAACCGACAACUUCUCCAGUCCAUGAUGGAUUUUAAUGCAACUUUGAGGCGAUACGAACAUGUUCCAUUGACGAAAAUUCAGAAAUGGAUCGGCUACACAGAAACCUCGAUAUUUGACACCAUUUUGGUCUAUCAGCAAGGGGCGCUUGACGCUGAUGGCCGCUUCCCAUGGAAAGUCGUGAGCGAAAAAGCGACCAUAGACUACCCAAUCUCGAUUGAAGUCGAAGAAGAAUUGACUGGAAGUCUUGAUUUCAGUAUCGACUUCCGGGUUGACUUGCUUCCUACUGAGCAAGCUGAGUUGCUCUUGGCACAAUUCGAUGCAUCGCUUCUUCACCUGUUGAAAGCACCUGAUAGUCAGGCAAAGGACCUAGUAGCUGGAUGCCCUGAACUUCACUCUAUACUGCCAGCGAAGUGUAGUGAAUUGCCCACCCGAGCGGCAUUCCUACACCAGUUUGUGGAGCACACUGCAGCCAACUCUCCGGAUGCUCUGGCGUUAGAGUUCGUGGACGCUAUUGCCGGAGACGUUCAUAGCCAGCGCUGGUCUUACCAAGAUUUAGAUCAAAUUGGAAAUCGGGUCGCGCGGCUGUUGAUUGCGAAUGGAAUCACAGCAGGUGGCAUCGUUGCCACAUGCUUCGACAAAUGCCCCGAAGCGUAUUUCACAAUUCUUGGUGUCCUCAAAGCGGGUUGCGCGUUCGUUGCACUUGAUCCAAGUGCUCCAGCUUCUCGGCACGAGUUCAUCCUGCAUGACUCCCAGGCACUGGCGCUUAUGAUCAAAGAAGGGACAUCCUCGGAUCUGACUUUCAACCCACCUUGUCCUGUCCUCGAGGUGAGCGCCACGGAUCUUAGCAUAUAUGCCGGAGAUACCCUGGACCUCACUCAAAUUGAGCCAGACGAUACUUGCUACUGUCUCUACACAAGUGGAACAACGGGCACACCCAAGGGCUGCCUUAUCACACAUGAUAAUGCUGUUCAAGCAAUACUCGCGUUUCAAGGACUUUUUGCUGGCCACUGGGACGAAAGUUCACGAUGGCUACAAUUUGCGUCUUUCCAUUUCGAUGUUUCGGUUCUGGAACAGUACUGGCCGUGGUCCGUUGGUAUUCCUGUCAUCUCAGCACCACGAGAUCUCAUCUUGAGUGACUUAAUAGCCACAAUUUCCAAACUCGAGAUCACCCACAUAGACUUGACACCCAGCCUCGCCCGUCUUGUUCAUCCAGACGAAGUACCUAGCCUAUGUAGGGGCGUCUUCAUUACUGGUGGUGAGCAGCUCCGGCAAGAUGUUCUCGAUGUCUGGGGUUCGAAAGGGGUCAUUUACAAUGCUUAUGGGCCUACCGAGGCAACUAUCGGCGUUACGAUGUAUUGCAGGGUACCCCAAAAUGGACGGGCAACAAACAUCGGUAGACAAUUCCCCAACGUCGGGUCCUAUGUCCUUCAGCCCGGCUUGGAUGUCCCUGUGUUGAGAGGCGGCAUCGGGGAGCUAUGCGUUUCGGGGAAGCUGGUCGGCAAAGGCUACUUGAACCGCGAGGAUCUCAGCAAAGAACGAUUUCCCCUACUGGAAAGAUUUAACGAGCGUGUUUAUCGUACGGGCGAUCUCGUCAGAGUCCUUCACGACGGGUGUUUUGACUUUCUUGGCCGAGCUGACGACCAAGUCAAACUUCGUGGCCAGCGUCUUGAGAUCGGCGAGGUCAACCAUGCCAUAAAGUCUGGCGUCCCGCGUAUAAUGGACGUGGCUACCUUGGUCACCAAGCACCAGGGUCACGACAGGGAUGUGAUGGUUUCAUUCAUUGUUAUUGAUUCGAACAGCGACCAUGCACAUAAUCUUGAGGUACUUGGUGACCACGAAAGCCACAGGCUCUCCUCGGAGGCUCAGGAUGCAUGUCGUGCUAAGCUGCCAGGUUACAUGGUUCCCACCUAUGUGCUCUGUGUUCCAUACAUCCCGUUAUCCGCGAACAACAAAGCUCAAACAGGUAUCCUUAAGCAGAUUUUCAAUAGUCUUUCAGCAGAUCAACUUAGGGCUAUCGCAUCCUCGUCGGGCAAUGGAAGUGCUCUACUCCACCAAGUAGAACCGAAACUUGCCGAAGUUAUAUCAAAUGUCACUAAUAUUGAGAUUCAUUCUAUCUCUUCUUUCUCGACCAUUUUCGAGCUUGGAGUAGAUUCGAUAACGGUAAUAGAGCUCGCUCGUCGACUUGGCGCUGCCGGGUUUCUUGGUGUUGCCCCAUCAAUGAUUCUUCAGCACCCACGCCUCAACGACUUGGCCACAAUUCUGAAGAACGACAUGGCGACAAAGGACGAAGGCGAGGCCCUACGUAUCAACCAGAAAAUAUCAGGAUAUUAUCAUCGGUACCUUGGUAUGGCCUGUCGUGCACUGAAGACCACGCCGCCGGAGGUGCAGUACAUAGCGCCUUGCACGCCUCUCCAGGAGGGAAUGCUUAUUAGGUCGGCCAAGUCAAAGGGACGAAGUACGUACUAUAACUCAUUCAGAUUCAAACUUUCACCAGACGCCUCAAUCGCCCGGCUCAAGGAGGCUUGGCAAAGUCUGGUUGAUCACCAUCCUAUCUUACGAACUUCAUUCCUCGAGACGACUGAGAGUUAUAUCCAAGUGGCUCUCAAAGGACAACAGAUAAAAUGGCACCACACUGCGGUUGAGGAAAGAGAACUCGAAGAGCACAUUGAGCAACGUUACGAUUCGUGGGUGCGGUCCAACGACGAGAAACUCAGCAUAGCUCUCGAGGUCGACUGCAUUCAGCACGGUGGUAUGAAUCUGAUGGUAGUUCGAGUGUUCCAUGGCAUAUACGAUGCGAGAAGCUUUGAUUUGAUCAUAAAACAGCUCUCUGCCGCGUAUAACCAAGUUGAGCUUCCGAUGGGGCCUCCAUUCAUCGAAGCACUACCGCAUGGGCCUUUAUGCGAUUACAGCCAUUCCAAGCCUUUUUGGACGGCCUUGUUCAGUGGAUUCACAUUAGAACCUGUCCUAAAAGCCCUUGGGACUGGGGCUGGUGACUCGCAAGUUUUCACAUCCUACAGCAUAGCUGACUUGGAACGCAAACGAAUUGCUCUUGGCGUGACACAGCAGACCAUCGUGCAGGCUGCGUGGCUGUCCACGUUGAGACAACACUUUGGAAUCUGGCCUUCGAUGGGUAUAGUGAUCUCUGGCCGGUCACUACUACUACAGGGAGCCGAAAACAUCGUUGGUCCUCUUUUCAACACAAUUCCUUUCCGGCUCAGACAUACUUCGAUUGAGACCUGGACAUCUUUGCUCCACGAAAUCCACAGAUUCAACGCUAAAGCAUUGGACUUCGCACACGUACCUUUACGACAAGUGCAGAAGUGGUGUUCCAACGGUCAACCAUUGUUUGACAACCUGUUUACGUUUGAACGUGAUGAUGGCCCUUCAAGAGACACAGACAAUACCCCCUGGACAGAUGUCACCUCAACAUCCACAGCAGACUUUCCACUUGCUUUUGAGGGUGUCGUUACGAAGCACCAUAAGCUAAAUAUCACUAUCGCAGCGCGAAGGGAUAUUGCCGAUGAUAGUCUUCUGAAUAGUCUGCUUGAAACACUGGGUCGAACGCUGGCCGGAAUGGAGUCUGAAGAUGAGCUUCCACAGCCGCACAACAUCCAGCGCCCACCUUCUAAACCCUAUACGAAUGGCAUAGGGAUCCGUGCAGCGUUAUCGAACACGCAGAUGGGAGAUUUUGUGUGGUCUCCCAAAGCUCGCGAAAUACAAGGAGAGAUCGCUGCGCUGUCCGACAUCCCAUGCGAUGAUGUCACAGAAGAUACCACGCUUCUGGAAAUUGGGCUAGACAGUAUCGAUGCGAUCAGACUUGUUGCCCGACUGCGCCGCAUCGAAGUCAAUGUUACCACCAGUCAACUCAUGAAGCAGCCAUCUAUCCGGGGUAUCGUAGCUUGCAGUGAAACAGAAAGAUCAGUCAAUGGUCAUGCAUUGCCUGGAGCCGAAAGACUCCUCUCUGUCCAAGAUCAUCUAAGAAGAUACUUGGGAGACAAUGGCCAUGAGCUUCAAGCCAUUGAAGAUGUCUUACCCCCAACACCACUGCAAGACUCAAUGGUAGCUGAGAUGGUCCUUUCAGAUUUCUCUAGGUAUUUCAACCACGAUGUGCUUGAGAUUUCAGAAAGCGUGGAUUUGGUUGCUCUGCGGUCGGCUAUACGUUUGGUUAUCAAGAAUUGUCCUAUCUUGCGAACAGGUUUCGUUCAAGUCGACGAUCCAGCACUCAACUUUGCGUACUGUCAAGUUAUCUUCAACGACGUCAACCCUUUCAAGGAGAAGAUAUUACUCGAGGACCUAAAGGACGUGGGGCUGGCCAUUGAAAGCACACGUCAAAGGGCGCUCAACUCAGGUGGUCGCUUGGAGCUUCUGCAGCUUACUCCGGUCGAGGUAGCAGAGCGUCAGUACCUCGUCUUGUCAAUCGCGCACGCCUUGUAUGAUGGAGCGUCCCUUGACAUGUUCCACCGCGAUGUUCAGGAGGCGUACUAUCGGCAAUACGGCCCUCAAAAACCGUGUCAUCCAGCACUGGCCAGGAUCAUUUCCAGUGCAUCAGACGAUGCAGAUGGGUUUUGGGCAGAUUACCUCCGUGAUGCCCAACCAACCACGCUACCCGAAGACACCGAGCACCAUUACGGCCAUAUUCCUUUGGUCCAUAAGUCAGAAGCACCAUCCCGGGUAUCGUCACGGGAGAUUAGAGAGUUCUGUAUGCGUCGCCAUAUUACAGCACAAACUCUUGGACAAGCUUGUUCUGCAGCUGUCCUGGCGACUCUGGUCAAAUCACUCAACGUAAUCUUGGGCGUCGUCAUCUCGGGCAGGGAUAACGAGGAUACUCAAGAUCUGCGUUUUCCGACAAUGAAUACCGUGCCUGUCAGAGCCAUCUUGCAUGGCACUGCCGCAGAAUAUCUGCAGUACAUGUGGGAAAACUUGACUAACAUCAACGAAUUUCAACACUUCCCACUGCGAAAGGCCCAAGCACUUGUCAACCGUAGCGGCAGUCCUCUCUUCAAUGCUCUAUUCACUAUGCAGGCCAGCACCAGCUUGAACGGGAGUGAUGGAAGUGAUCAUGCUAUCUGGAAAUCGGUGAGGUCUGCCUCGGAAGUGGAGUAUCCACUGUGUAUCGAAAUGGAAUUGGUCUCAGGCAAGCUGAUCUGGAGGCUCGCAGCCGAUGAGCGUUACAUUAGCAUGGAAAACAUCCAGGCGAUCACUGAUCAGCUAGACCAUGUCCUCCUGCACCUUAUGAGCGAUGGAAAGGCAGAAAUGCUUCAGUUCACUCCUGAUGGCACUUCCGUUUCUGUAUGCGGUUUACCCUUCUUUGCCCUAACAGCAAAAGGCCAACAUGUGGAGACUGAGAGUUACUCGUCCCAACUUAAGACCCCCGCUUGGUCUAGCAGAGAAUCUAAGGUUGUUGAUGUUCUAGCCGAAGUGUCCGGCGUGGAACGAUCGAUGAUUUUGCCCUCUCAAACGAUCUACCAUCUUGGGUUGGACUCGAUCAGCGCCAUCAAAGCAAGCUCCCUCCUUCGGAGGCAUGGCAUACUUGUUUCUGUAAGAGACAUGGUUAAGGCCGCAUCUAUCAGACAUAUUGCGCUUGAAAACAACAGAAGUGAGCCAGAUGAGGCUUCUCGACAGACAACCACUUUGGAGAACCCUCUGGAGGAUGUCGACAUUACAGCACUCCUAGCAAAGUCUGGGAUUGACUCAAAAUCAGUUGAAAGGGUGCUCCCUGCUCUCCCAGUGCAAGUUUACAUGUUGUCCACCUGGAUAAAUAGCCGAGGCAAUCUGUUCUUCAAUGAGUUUUCCUACGACCUACAUGGGAAGAUCUCGCAAGAAACGAUACAAGCCUCCUGGGCCACACUGGUAUCUGAGCUCCCUAUCCUGAGGACCUCUUUUGUCGCAACCGGGUCUCCUGAAAUGCCAUUUGUUCAGAUCAUCCAAAGUGCUGAGUACGUGUGUUCAACGGACAACUGCAUAGUAACGAACAACCAGAUACAGUUUGACAGCAGCCCCUUCGUUUCGCUGUGUGUUUCAACAGCCUCCGAGGGUAUGAACAUGUUGACGCUCAAGAUCCACCACGCACUCUAUGAUGGCGUAAGCCUACCCAGUAUCACCAACCGCCUCAAGGUCUUGUGCAAACCCAAGCCGCCUCCCGCUGGUUUCAGCUGCUCGAUAUGGGAAAAGUUUGUAUCGGACCAUUACGGAAACACCACCAGUAGAAAGCGAGAGAUCUUCUGGAAAGCCUAUCUCGAUGGAUUCGCCUCUCAGAAACACCUUGCAAGAAAUACAUCUGACGAAAUGUCACGCACUGCCGUAUUCCGGCCUUCGGUUGUUGACAUUACUAAGCUCAAGGAUGCAGUGUCAGCCAAUGGCAUCGGCCUACAGGCAUUGUUCUUCGCGGCUUAUGCAAAAGUGCUUGUCAACAUCUCUCAAGCAUCUUUAGAUUCCGAAUCUCAAUACCGAGAUGUGAUAUUUGGCAUCUAUUUGGCAAACCGAGCUUCCUUCGACGAGUCCUUGCAGGACCUGCCUUUUCCAACUUUGAACAUUGUUCCGCUUAGAGUCAGAUAUAGAGACGAAGACACAGUGAUACAAGUAGCCAAGCAGAUACAGGCUGAUUUACUGGACAUCAACUCGUUUGAGAACGCGUCAGCGGGUUUGUGGGAGAUUGCGCGAUGGACAGGUGUUAAGGUCGACUCUUUUGUCAAUUUCUUGAGUCUUCCAGAACAGACCUUAGAUGAUGAGGCAAGCGAUAUUCAGCUUCGCGAUACCACAUCUACUGUCCCCAAGGAUAGUCAGGACAAUUUGAUCGAAUGGAGGAAGCUCGCUCAUCCGGGAGAUACGUGGCUGGCAGAAAAUAGCACGGCAGAUGCAUACAUCGAUGCGGUGGACAUCGAAGCGGCAGCGCAUGGCCAAGCCAUCGAUAUUGGUGUUUUUGCUUCUCCUUCUCUGUUGACCCGGGCAGGUGCAUCUACUGUGAUUGAGGGCAUUGCGGGUGUGUUGCGAGAGAUAUAG